UGAAGGCACUGCACAUUUCACAGGUGAUUAGACAUACCAGUUCUUCUGGUGUACCUGUGCCCUAUACAACUUUCAAAACAACACACCCACUGUGGGAAAGGGAAAGCAUUUCAUUUAGUCUUUUGGUGUCGUCGGAGUAUAGGACGAUCUGUUGUACAAAAAGACAUCGACCUGUUUUCAUGCUUCUUCGCAGGUAAACACGCUUUUGUUGUGUGUUGACUCGAGGUCACAUUUGUCAUAUCAUUCACGGUGUAUGAACGUCACUGCAAGUCAGAGAAACCGCCGCAAAAUUUAGGAACAGUUGGCACAGUCGUGGACGUGUCCUACUAAACACAGCUGUCUUGAGACGAAAAGUUUGUCGUGGAUCCUUGUCGUCAGUCGGUUCUGGCUUAGUCUCGCGAAUCAUCGCACAACAACAUAGCGACAAGGAAGCUACACAGCAUGUAGACCACACCUACAGGUAAAUGGAUCGGCACAGCGACGUCAUGUCUAUUUUCAGAGUUGUAACGUAGGCAGAAAUGAGUAUAAAUUUGCCCUAUCUGUCUGUUAAGUCGCGCUCCUACGUACUUGAAAUAGUUGUCAACUGACGAGAGAGGUGAUUCCACAACACACCGAGCGCAUACUGGGAUCAAGACGCGUUGCCCGAAGACAUAAACGCCAAGGACACCACCAGAACUAUCAUGGCAGCUUUCGUGAUCUUCAAGGCUCUUCUAACCCGUCUGCUGUUCGGAGCGUUCGGCGUCCUGUGUAUCUGGCGGGUGUACAUCGUCCGUGAUGCCGAAACGUUCUGGCUACUCAUGCUGGCCGAAGCCGGACUGUUCAUCGAGACGCUCUUCACACUCAUCGUUAGGAAAGGCAAGGAGUGGAGAUGGUUCUCCCCGUGUGUGUUCUUCUACCUGUGCUGCACCGUUCCGUCUAUCUGGUUCCUCGAGCUGGAUCAGUUCGAGCGCCGCCUAGCGGAGAGGGAAGGAAUGCGGGAGGCCUGCAGAAACUUCACUGCCAAUGUCACUGACACUGACGAUGACAGUUCAGGAGAAAUGGACGACGUUUUGGAUCUUGGCUCCUUUGGAAUUAGCGCUAAGAUCACGAUCGACAACUGGGUCGGUGGUCUGGAGCAGAUUCUGGUCAUGCUCCUGGUCAUCGGACGCUGGCUACUGCCCAGAGGCGAUCUGACACGUGACGAGCUUUCUCAGCUGCUAUUGGUCUACAUCGCCAUGGCUGCCGACAUCGUGGAGCUGUUCCAAGUCUUCGAAGAAGACAGAGUUGGGAACAAAAAGGAUAUCGUCUUCACCGCGCUCUUUCUCUUCACCUGGAGCCUGCUGCAGUUCACCAUCGUCCUCACGGCAGUCAGGGGGCGGACGUCCCGCCCGGGUGCGAUACACAACAUCGACGGCACGCCGAGGAGCGGGCCAGCAGCCGACACAGGCCAAGAGCAGCAGCCGCCGGGAGCCGGCAACGGCAGCAGAGCCGGCAAGCGCCGUGGCACCCUCCACCAGCUCGUCUCGGAAGUGCAGGAAAGGAACCUGCACGUCUGCGGCUGCUGCCACCCCGACGUCUUCGCGAUGGUCAUCACCAUCGUCAUGCAAGACGGGCCGUUCCUGGCCUUCCGUCUGUACCUGAUCUUCCGCGAGCGCGUGCUCACCCAGGGCAUUCUCUUCUUCGUCGGGAAGAACUCUCUGCUCAUCGUGCUGCAGCUAUACCGCAUCGUCAUCAUCUGUUCCGGCCAAGAGGAGGAGGAGAAGAACAAGCCCGUAGCGGGGAUGGACUUACAGCCAGAGGAAAUCAUCAUGAAGGGCGAAAUGACGCAAGAAGACGCCGCAGCUGCGGAGCUCUGGGGUGGAGAGGAAGAGGAGGAGGAGAAAAAUAGCCCCGUAACAGGGAUGGACUUACAGCCAGAGGAAAUCAUCAUGAAGGACGAAAUGACGCCAGAAGACACCACAACCCCGGAACUCAAGGAUGUCCAAGUACAGCCAUAGUAGAGAUCGAGAGCACGUUGGCAAAACGUGUUCGUACUUCG
Molecule: messenger RNA, 2017 nt
Organism: Branchiostoma belcheri (Belcher's lancelet)
Lineage: Eukaryota; Metazoa; Chordata; Leptocardii; Amphioxiformes; Branchiostomatidae
Product: transmembrane protein 26-like
Exons: 3
Coding region: 681-1976 (431 amino acids)
Source: RefSeq, a predicted model, not a curated record